This is a messenger RNA of Aspergillus alliaceus, 4125 nucleotides long. Its product is annotated as putative ubiquitin C-terminal hydrolase. Gene Ontology annotation, molecular function: cysteine-type deubiquitinase activity. Lineage: Eukaryota; Fungi; Ascomycota; Eurotiomycetes; Eurotiales; Aspergillaceae. Gene Ontology annotation, cellular component: cytoplasm. The transcript is spliced from 3 exons. The coding region runs from base 285 to 3572 and encodes 1095 amino acids. Gene Ontology annotation, biological process: protein deubiquitination. The record is from RefSeq and is a predicted model, not a curated record.
UUUUACCCCGGAAACCUCCCGCAAUCUGUCUGCCUUCUUUGAAGCUUCUCCUCUUUCGUGCCCUUCUAAUUCCUUGCAAAUCCUUAAUUCCCUUCUGUCAUUUACUCUUUCGCGCCGAUUACCUGUCCCUUGUUCUGAGCGCGGCUUUUUGUCCGUGAUUACUGCCUGUAUAUACGUGUCUCAAGCAGUCAGUUACCGCCUCCAAAGACUGACCGAUUUCCUCUACGCCCCCUCCGCCGAGCUUUUCGAAAGCCCAAUGAAAUGCUUUUCCUAAACAGUGUAUAAUGUCCUCAGAUGCAGCGGCUUUGCCCUCUCCACCGGGCUUUGCGCCGUGGGAAAAUAACCAUCGUCCCGGGGGGCAAACCAACAGACCAGGAUCAGUUUUGGGCAACAACCAUGCCACUCCAGCGGGCUAUCCAUCUCCACAGUUUCCCAAUAUCAAGGACCUCCAAGACCAGGCUGCAGCUCUCGAUAUCAAUGAGACCUCAUCGCUUAACAUUCUCCUCAGUAGAGCCCAAGACGCAAUAGAGCAGGCCAGGAACUUCGCUGACAACGAUCAACCGGACAAAGCCUAUGUGCAGUAUCUUCGUGCUUCCGAAAUAACGAUAAAUAUUAUACCCCACCAUCCGGAGUAUCGGACCACUGCUAGCCAGCGCUCAGGAUGGUACAAACAGUUCGCAGAUCUGAUGAUGGCCGUACGAACGAAGCAAGGGACGAUGGACGAUAUCAAGCAGCAGAUUCUAGAGGACAAUCUUAUAAGCAAUGUACAGCCCACAACUACAUCCGAAUCCGAUAAUUCAAGACCUACUUCCAAGAUAUUGCCUGCUGGCGCACUUCGAAGUCCGAGUCCAAGAGGUCGUCAAAUUGAACAAGGAAACAAGUCAGUACGGAUGCCAAGCCCGUCAGAAUUUCAACGGUCAUUGGGUCUACAACAGAACUCGAAUAGAUACUCGGCUCCUGCGGAGGAUGCGCUAGCCCAGCGCUUUGCCAGGCUAAGAGCGUCACCGCCGACUACGACAAACGGUCAAAGCAGUCCUGUUUCCGCGCAAGGGUAUAAUGGCGAAUAUCAGGCACGGCCGGUGUCGUACGUACCUCAAGGGUCUUCACAUAGCCCAAAUCUUACUUCACCAUCGCGGCGUCCUUUAGGGCCCCGUAGCAUGGGGUCCUCACAUAAUGGUCCGGUUCUGCCUCCCAAAGUUCCGCUCAAUACAUCGCUCCCUCGCGCACCGGAUCCAACUUAUAGCCCAAUAUGGACUGUCCCAUCACAGCCACCUUCGAAUCCACCUAGAACCUCAACCGAGAGCUCCCGUCCAGUUAACCCGCGAUACUCUCAUCUCGCUAAUUCACCCUGUGGCAGCCCAAGUCGUAAUGGCUUUGAUGACAACCCUUAUAGAUCAUACACUCCGAAUGGGAUGCACCAGACGAAGGAAGACAGAAGUAACACUGCCGAUUUGCCUCACAGCACUACGAUCAGUGCCCAUGAUCUACUCGAAUCUCUUCGAAAAUACAACGUGUUGCUGAUCGACGUGCGCCCGCGGGAUCUGUACGACAGUGGGCACGUAUAUGCGAAAUCUAUCAUUUGUAUCGAACCUGUGGCACUGAAAGAAAAUGUAUCUGCGGAGGAGCUCGAGGAACGUUUGGUGAUAUCACCUGAGCAUGAACAAUCCUUGUUCGAGAGACGUAAUGAAUUCGACGUGGUGGUUUACUAUGACCAAUCCACCGAUUCGGUCAGCUACCUGGCGGGGUCCCCUGUUGGAACGACGGCGCCGCAUCUCAGAGCGCUCUAUGAUACUCUUUAUGAAUUUAACGCCUACAAGCCUUUGAAGGAUGGCCGUCCUCCCGCUCUUUUGCUGGGCGGUCUCGACGCUUGGACUGAUCUGCUUGGACAGCAGUCCCUUGCUACUUCCUCCACGGCUGCUGUGAUGGGCUCGCUCCAAGCAAAACGUCUAGCUGCGAGACCUGGCCGACCUCUUGGAAGGGUCCCUACUAUGGCGAGUGCUAAUUCCAGCUUAGAAGUGCGGAAAAGAAGGCUACGCGAAUAUAAGCCCUUAAAUCCAGAUGAACUCACAGCAUGGAUGGAAAAGUCAAAGAAUGAGGAAAUCGACACUGCUACGUAUAUCGAAGAGGAAGCGAUGGCCGAGGAACCGGAGGGAGACGAGAACGACGAACCCUCUUCACCAUUCGUGCAUACAUAUGAAGACUUUCUGCGGCGCUUCCCAGAACCCCAGGCUAUCCAACAAUCAAUGGUGACGCUGCAUGCUCGGCCACCAGUACCGGCCACACCUAACUAUGCUGCACCUGUUCCCGUUGCUCCCUCGCGGCCUCCGCCUGCAGUUCCACGCCCAAGUUAUAGUGGUGUUGCAGAUGGCCGGCAGAUUCAGCCUACCCUGGCGCGACAGAAUUCAGCUACGAAGACUGCUCUUUACACUCCAAGUUCAAUCUACCGCGCAAAGCUUCCCAGGACUGGCCUGGCCAAUUUUGGCGUAACCUGCUACAUGAAUUCAACAAUACAGUGUCUGAACGCAACGAUGAUGUUUAGUAGAUUUUUUGUUGAUAACCGGUUUCGAUACUAUGUGCAAAAGAACUGGAAAGGUUCUCAAGGAGUCAUGCCGGGGCUUUUUGCAAACCUGAUUAGGUCACUGUGGAAGGGUGACGUGGAAGUGAUCGUGCCGACGUCAUUCCGGAAUUUCUGUGGGAGGUUAAACCAAGAAUGGGCCAUUGAUCGACAGCAGGAUGCCAAGGAGUUCUUUGACUUUGUCGUAGAUUGCCUCCAUGAAGACUUGAAUAUCAAUUGGCAGCGAAACCCAUUGCGACCGCUAACGUUUGAGGAAGAGAUGCAACGAGAGAGGAUGGCCGUUGCCAAAGUUUCGAAGAUUGAAUGGGAUCGGUACUGCCAUCGAGAAGAAUCAUUCAUUUCAUCGCUCUUUGCUGGGCAACAUGCGAGCCGGCUCCGUUGCACGACCUGUAAGCGGACCUCAACAACGUAUGAGGCUUUUUACAGCAUUAGCAUUGAGAUCCCGCCGUCCGGGGCUGGCGAUAUCUAUCAAUGUCUUCGCAGUUAUUGUCAAGAGGAGAUGCUGAGUGGCGACGAGGUCUGGAAGUGCCCCUACUGCAAGUGUGAGAGGGUUGCAACGAAGCAGAUCAUCAUCACUCGCGCUCCACAAAUCUUGGUCGUCCAUUUCAAGAGAUUCUCUGCGUCCAAGACCCAGAGCGCUCGAAAAAUCCACACUCCUAUUGAAUUCCCUUUGCAUGGUCUCCGGAUGGACGACUUUGUUUAUUCACAGGCGAGCCUCGAGCCGAAUGGUGAUUCCAAGAGCACCGUCGCCCGAGAUACUACCCUGGCAACUGUCCCGCCGUUUACCUAUGAUGCAUAUGGUGUAUUACGCCAUAUUGGAUCGUCCAUGGGUAGCGGACAUUACAUCUCCUUAGUACGAGACGGAGCACGGCAAUGUUGGCGGAGGUUCGACGAUGAGCGAGUCAUCGAUUUCAACCCGCGCGAUUUGCGUUACAAGGAUCGACUGCAGAAUGAACAAGCGUACAUUGUAUUCUACGAGCGCGUUCCCGCGAAAUGAGCGAUAAGACAUGGUCCUUCUCAAUAGUUUUGUGGCUGAGAGCAUCAGACUUAUAUCCCCGUUGGCAUUUCUAUGGUGGACACGUGAUAUGAGCAUAUAACGAGCAUUUCCUCUUUACGUUUUCACGGCAAGCAUGUUGAGCGUGUUGGGCCAUUCAGCGAGUUAGUUUUGAUAUUGGUUAAAUUCGGGUGCGCCUGUAUAUAAGUACUUUUUCUUCUCUUUAAGUGUUGGAUGGACAUGGGAAUGGGAAGGGCGAUGGUUGAAGCAUGCGGUUGUGACAUUAGCUUUGAUAGAUGCGUUAGACCGAUUCUAUUCUUGAAAACAAGUGACCCAUGCUGGGAAUACAUGGAGUUUAAAUUCUAUCUGAAUGUUUCAGCAUAACGAAGAUGGCUGUGACCGCUCUUUCUCUGCGUGUACAGCUAUAGUUGAAACUGGGCAUAUGCAUAGAGCACAUAAGUAUAUGGACGCAAGGGUCAAUCUCAGAAGGGAUAUUCUGAUAUAUAUAUACACGUAUCCCAUUCAGAUAAUUUUAAGAACUGUAGCAGAGCUUAGG